AUGGAGGAGGAAAAAGAUGGAAUUACUGUUGAGCGUUACUUAAAAGAACAGCGUGAACUUGAACGGCAAGCACGCCUAGCGAUGCCUUACAAUUUUGACAAAUGUACGUAUGAUAUGGGAUAUAUCAAACAACCACUCUAUGCGUGCUUGACAUGCAAACAAAACGGAACACAAAAUGCCGUCUGUUACAGCUGUAGCAUUUGUUGUCACAGUACACAUGAACUUGUAGAGCUAUUCGAUAAACGUAACUUCACGUGCGACUGUGGAACAGAACGGAUGGGACAAGGUGCAGUUUGCACAUUGAGAAAAGCCUCAUCAACUGCUGCUCCCGAUAACCAGUACAAUCAUAAUUUUGAGGGUCAUUUUUGUACAUGUGAUAAAUUUUACGACCCAACAAAAGAGGAGGGAACUAUGUACCAAUGCUUAAUUUGCGAAGACUGGUUCCAUGAAGAAUGUAUCGCUGCAAGCUGUAUUUUUCCGGAUCCCGAUUCGUUUGAACUUUUUCUUUGUCAAUCGUGUGUCAAGGCGAACCUUAAAUAUCUUUUUCAUGAAGUCUCUGAGUACGAAGGUGGACCAGUAUUCCUUCCAGAAGAUUUCUAUGGCACUCUCUGUCAAUGUGAACGCUGUCUUCCCGCACGGCAAAAGGAUAUGCCCAUGUUGGCUGCUGAAGAAGACAUUUACAAGCCACCUGAAGAUGAAGAGCUUCCUGACGAAGACAGUGAUGAAGAACAAGUUGAUACAGAAACUGUUGACAGCAUCGUUACACAAACUAUGGACGAAACCAUGAAGCUCAUUGACAAAUUACCUCGCGUUCAAGCCAUUGAAGGCGUCCACGCUUAUGCAGCAUUGAAAGAUGAUCUCCUAAGCUUUCUCAAACCCUUUGCCUCCAGUAACAAAGUUGUUACGAAGGAGGAUGUUGCUUCCUUUUUCGCUGAACGCAUGCGAGACAGAAGCAAGUAA
Schizosaccharomyces japonicus yFS275 is the source of this 960-nucleotide messenger RNA. RefSeq names its product zinc finger protein Mlo2. Gene Ontology annotation, cellular component: chromatin; protein-containing complex. Gene Ontology annotation, molecular function: zinc ion binding; ubiquitin protein ligase activity. The record is from RefSeq and is a predicted model, not a curated record. The transcript has a single exon. The coding region runs from base 1 to 960 and encodes 319 amino acids. Lineage: Eukaryota; Fungi; Ascomycota; Schizosaccharomycetes; Schizosaccharomycetales; Schizosaccharomycetaceae.